AUGGUUUCCGCCCCCCCUGUCUUGGCCCUAGAAGCCGCCCUCAAGGCCAUCCCAGACCAUAGGGCUCCUGGCAUUACAGGCACUCGCAUUGCUGCCAUGACCAGCAUCUGUGUUGAAAACGUUCAGUAUGAGUCGGCCCUCGUCCAGAAGCUGUUCACCUACUUCAUGAUGGCAACUCCUCCUUAUAAGCUCGGCUUUCUAUAUGUUGUAGACUCAGUGGUCCGCAAGUGGCUUGUGCAGGCUAGAAGCCGUCAGCAAGUCUGCGACGAGAAUGCCGCAGAUGGCACUUGCGGUGCUGGCGUGCAUCGACUGACGGUGCUGAUGCCUAACUUCAUCGAUGACUUACUUCGAGCUUUGCCCGACGGCCACAAGGUGUGUAGCAAGUUCUACGAUAUGAGGGUGUCCCCCGUCGCCAUUUCCUACCCCGCGCUGUUUACAGCGGUAUCGACGUUAAGUUGA
Molecule: messenger RNA, 459 nt
Organism: Colletotrichum spaethianum
Lineage: Eukaryota; Fungi; Ascomycota; Sordariomycetes; Glomerellales; Glomerellaceae
Product: rRNA 2'-O-methyltransferase fibrillarin
Exons: 2
Coding region: 1-459 (152 amino acids)
Source: RefSeq, a predicted model, not a curated record